CCUUGAGCUACUUUGAGCGCCGGACAGCUCCCGGUUGCCUCGCUCCACCCAUCUCCCACCACGCGCAGAGGAUUGGCGGAAAGAACAGCCACACACGCCACAGUUCAGGUGACUCGUGCGAUAGUGAGAUAUCGGUGAAGAGGGGAUUUCUUUUUCGAGAGGUAUUUCAAUUCUGCAUCCUCUGAGACCUCACAUCGUCGUCCUACACGCACCUCUCGGUCUCGAGAAAUUAUUUUACAGAGAGCUCCCAAAACGCAGCCCGUGUUUACGGUGAUCUAGAGGUAGGGCGUCACUUUAACUGUAAACCGUCUGGGAGGUGGUGGAGAUGAUUGGUCGACCGUGAUAACAUCUGCCCGUCACAGAUGCAGUCUGAGCAACGGAAGAAGCGGCGAGGAGCGCGGAGUCAGACGCGAGCUGCACCUAGGAGACAAACCCUUUGGAUGUUAAACUCCGGUACACGUCAGAGACGGCUUGUUUUAGUUGCGGAAGCCACAAAUUACGGUGUCGGUUAUGCUCACGCUUGACUAAGGGAAGACGGUUUCUCCCGCGGAGAGCGACGGUGCACGCGAUGGCUUUCUCACUCAUUCUCCUGCUCUUCCGAAUGGGGCUUGUCUUCGGAUCAAACUACGGUUACGUAGAAUGGUCCGACAACGACAAAGACGCAGAGAUACGGGCAAAUAUACCGACUAUCCUCAGCACCCAAAACCAAGCAAUCAACAAAGAAUCGUUUCAUUACCCAACUUACUACCCCGGGCACGCGACCGAGCGCACGGUGGUGGCGCACAAGAUCGAGGAGGACCUGCCGCGGGUAGUGACAGCCUUCCUCCACACCGGAGAUUCUUCGGCGCUGCGGCAGGUAAACUGCUCCCGGAGAUACGAGCUCCGGAGCCUCCGUGGUGGCACGCGCGUCGCAUCACACUACUCCCUGCACACCGUGCUGGACACCGUGGCGCACGCGACCAACUUCCUCAACAUGAUCCUCCAGACCAACAGGUCGCGAGAGCACAGCCUCCGGCGGGACAUUCACUGGUAUCACGCGCUGGUCAGGAGCAUCCUCGAGGGCGACCCCAAAAUCCACCGGGCGGUGGUAACUUUCCACACGGACGCGCCAACGCCCGGUCCUCACAUCUUCCUCCAGGCGACCAGGACAGACAAGCAAGUGGUUCUCCAAGACCUCUCCGGUUCUGCUCACCUCCACCUCAGGAGCCGAACACCGGAUUCGGAGUGGUUUAACGAGUUUAGGGACCGGAAAAGACCCCAGCUACAGAAGAGAGCGUCCAGCCUGGACGUUACCGCCGCUCCGAACGUCUACUUCCUGGAUAAAAGCCAGAUCCGGUGGUCCGCGCCGUUCCUGGAGUGCGAGCACGGAAGCUUUGUACCGCACUGGUUGCUCACCUUGUCCGCGGGAUUUUACGGACUGAGGAAAGACUCUGCGCCCGAGUUCAGGGGGGUCGUGCGUGUGGAUGUCAACCUCCAGGACAUGGAUAUCAACCAGUGCUCCAGCACAGGAUGGUUCUCUGGGACACACCGCUGUAACUUGACCAGCAUGGAGAACCCACCCUGUUCUCUCUACAGAACCCACCAUGUUCUCUUUGCAGAACCCACCAUGUUCUCUCUGCAGAACCCACCAUGUUCUCUCUGCAGAACCCACCAUGUUCUCUCUGCAGAACCCACCAUGUUCUCUUUGCUUGUCCCACUGGAACUGCUGCUCUCCUCCCUGUUCCACAGCAUCAGGUUCUACCUGGCCCCUAGCCUGCAUCCUGAUUGGAUGCUCAUGCUGUUCUUCGCUCACACACACCUGACGGUCACCGUGACACUAGGCCUGCUACUGGUCCCCAAGUUCCUGUCGUCGGGGCGGCAGGUGAGGGAGGACACUGUGACGGAGACGUAUGAUGAGGAGCUGGACCUGGGCCGCUCUGGGUCCUGCCUGAACAACAGUAUCACCUCUGCCUGGAGCGAGCACAGCCUGGACCCUGAGGAGAUACGGGAGGAGCUGAGGAGGGUGUACAGCCAGCUGGAGGUGCACAAGCACAAGAAGAUGCUGACCAACAACCCUCACCUGCAGAAGAAGCGCAGCUCCAAGCGUGGCCUGGGUCGCUCGCUCAUGAGGCGCAUCACCGAGCUGCCUGAGAGUGUGCACGUGCACCGGCAGGCCAGCCGGGAGGGCCGCGAGGGGAGGGAGGACGGAGACGGCGACCACGGUAGCAACCGUAGCACGCUGCGACGGAACCCGUUGGACGGCGCCGCCCGGUCUGGGAGGAGCCACCAGCGGGACAACUCCCUGAAGAACAAGGUCCUGGACCUGGCAAGAUCCCUCAGCUACGACCACGUCUGCGCCCAGGGGGAGGAGCUGGGGGAGCAGGGGGAAGAGCCAGGGGAGCAGGGGGAGGAGUCAGGGCAGAAGGGGGAGGAGCCAGGGCAGCAGGGGGAGGGAGGAGAGACCCGAGACAAAAAGUCUGCCGUCGCCGGCAACAAGACGGUCGCCCCCGGUGACGGGUCUCUCCUGGGCUCUCUGAUUGGCCGGAGGCAGCAGACCAGGAAGUCCCCGGAGCCUCCCAGGGUGGAGCAGGCGGGGUCGGCCGAGUCUGUCCCUCUGGUGUGUUCCGGAAAGUCGGUCAGUGCCCACAACCUGACGGCGGACGGCAAGAAGCCGGCACUGCUACGGACCUCCAUCAUGCAGAAGUCCCUCAGCGCCAUCGCCAGCGCCAAGGAGAGGAUGCCCGGCCUGGCCAAUCGGACGGUGGGACGGGACGGGGGCGGGGCUCUCUCGGAGGUGGACGAAACCCCGGAGUGUUACCCCUCCAAGAUGAUCAUCAGCCAAUCGGUGGAGUGCAGCAAGACGGUGGGCAUCAUGCGCGGGGCGGUGAGCGGGAGCCAGCCCUCCGUCCUGGAGGAGGUCUGCCCCUGGGAGGUGGAGGACCCCCCCGCGCCCGCCGAUGGUAGGGCCCAGAAGCAUGUGUCCAUCGCCCCGGGAGAGACCACUGCGGCCCACCGUAGGGGGAGCGGAUGCAGCAGGGCCCAGCAGAAGCAGAGAGCCUCCGGACAGUCUCCCGCCAACCGCCGGCGAUCGAAGGAUAAGGGAGGAGAGAGGGAUGAGGGGAGGAAACCUCGCUCUCCCCUCCCGCUCAAACCCGAAGUCUGUCCCUGGGACUUCGAGGAGCCCCUGAAGCUGGGCGGGGACUCUGGGUCCCUCUCCCCCGACAGGAUCAGGCACAAGAAGAGCAUCACGCCCACUGACGGCAAGCCCAAGGCUUUGCACUCGGACCACUCCAAGUCCACGGGCUCCCUCCUGCAGCCCCCCAGCCUCAUGGUGGACAUCUGCCCCUGGGACGAGGAGCCGCCCCCCUCGCCCUCACCCUCCAGCCCCACGCCCCACUCCCGACGCAAGCGCAAGGGCUCCUGCUCGUCCAAGGACCGGGGGGAGAAGGGGGAGAAGGGGGGGCGGGACAGGGAGGAGGAGAAGAACAGGUCCAAGAACAAAGAGAGGCGGAGUUCCGGCUCCUGCAAGCCCUCCGAGAGGAGGCGCGUCAGCCAGUCUUCUGAGGGAGGACCCGUCGCCACGACGACGUCCGGGCGGAGGCGGAGCUCCACGAGGGACCCGGAGGGGGGAGGGGGGGAGUUGAGGAGGGCGGAGGGGGGGAGGGGGUGAGGGGAGGAGGGCGGAGGGGGGAGGGGGUGAGGGGAGGAGGGCGGAGGGGGGAGGGGGGGAGAGCAGGAGGGCGGAGGUGUGUCCCUGGGAGAGCCAGCCACCUCCCUCCCCCAACGACACAGCGCCAGCCUUCACACGCACACUCCCCGCCACACACACCGCGACUAAGACACCGCUGGCAGCACACACACUCCCCUCGACACACGCUGCAUCAUCUAAGACCCCCCUGACAGCACACGCCACCAGCCCCUCCCCAGAGAAGAGGACAGACUCCGCCCACAACUCCAACAGCAGUCCAGUGGUCAGCACUGCCAAGAUGGCCGACGUCUGUCCCUGGGACUAUGACGACACAGACUCCGGGAAGAAGGCCUGAAGGGGUGCAUUUGUUUUAUGCUCCAGGACAACAGAGAGACUUGGUAAGGAGGAGACAGACAGAAGCCAGGAGGGCUUCUGAGAAAGUCACCCUGGGGUGUGUUUGUUUUAAACUCACAGACAGCACAAACCGCCCUGUGAGCCGGGUUAUGGGGUAAAAGGCAUCUGGAGAAGAGAGGGAGAUGAAAAGAGAGAGAAGAAGAAAACAGGAAGUUGUUGCGAUCCCUCUAAUGCAUUCCAAACACAGUAUGUGUUGAAUCAUAAACUUGAUGUUGUUACUCGUGUGAAUAUGCAACUUUGAAGUCACUUUAUCGGUCGUGUAAAGGGAUGUACAGUAGACACCCGCUCGCUCGCUAGUCGUACAUUUAACAUUCUACCUUUUCCUUUUUUUCUAUUUCACCCACGAAACAAACUCACCCAAGCUACACGGUCUGAACCCGGAGAGGAAACAUGACGACUCGUCCUGUCAGAUCACCAUGACGACUCGUCCAGUCAGAUCACCAUGACGACUCGUCCAGUCAGAUCACCAUGACGACUCGUCCAGUCAGAUCACUAUGAGCACUAAGAACUGUUAUGAGCAUGAACAGAGAGUCGAAGAUGUUGAUUAAACGUUUGGGAUGGAUGUGAGCAUGUAAACUCAUAUCCAUAUAAGUGUAUGAUGGUUAUAAGCUGGGGGUUAUAAACUCUUAUUUGUGGUUAUGAGUAUGUAAUGUAUACUGAUCAUAAGCACAUACAGAUGUGUAUAAGCUUAUUCAGAUGGUUUACAGAAUACUGAUGGUUAUAAGCCUUUAUAGGUGGUUGUAAUCAUACAUGCUUUUACAGAAAUGCUGAUGUUUAUAAGCUUAUUCGGAUGGUUUACAGAAUAUCGAUGGUCAUAAGCAUGUAUACAUCACACGCACAUACGUAUGGUUAUAAGCCUUUAUAGACACUUUAUGAAGACAUCAUCUUAGCUGCAUACAGAGGCUGUGGCCCAGUAGUGACAGUGCUCUAUAUACAGAAUGAAACCAUAUCAAACAUUCAUACUGACUCUAGGAUGAGCCCAAGCACAAGCUGCCAUCAAAUAUCCAUGAAGGAGGAGUGGAGAGGAUGUACAGGAACACACAUGCUCGUCUCUGCACAGGAAUGUCUGAAUAGAAGAAAAAAACGGUUUGAAAACAUUUUGGUACAAGUAGAACAUUGUGGAAAUAUUCCAAGCUAGAACCUAAAUGUUUUAGAUGGGUUUUUUGUGUGCGUGGUUUUUAUUUUUUAUAAGGUUCCGCUACAAAGAUAUCUAAAUGUGUGUGGCACUUUUUCUCACGGCUCAUCUCUUCUCUCCUCCUCUCCUCUCAUUUUCUCUCUCCUCUCCUCUCCUCCUCUUCUCUCCUCCUCUUCUCUCCUCCUCCUCUCUCCUCUCCUUUUCUCUCUUCUCCUCUCUUGUGUUCAUACUCUCUUCCUCGCUUGCUAUAGUGUUGAACCUUCUUGCCGUUCACCACAAGAUGUUUAUUGGAAAAGAGUUCAAUAACACCACACUGAACCGCAUGUGUGUGUGUGUGUCCUUACUGGAUGUGUGUGUGUGUGUGUGUUUUACUACGCAUGCGUGUGCGUGUUUCUAUCCCCUCUGAAAGCAUGUGUAAAUCCUGCUUGCUGCCACCAAUGGUCUUUUCAAUCGAUAUGUUCCCCCUGCCUCCCCCCUGCUCUCCCCCCUGCUCUCUCUCCUGCUCU
Molecule: messenger RNA, 5722 nt
Organism: Osmerus eperlanus (European smelt)
Lineage: Eukaryota; Metazoa; Chordata; Actinopteri; Osmeriformes; Osmeridae
Product: metabotropic glycine receptor-like
Exons: 8
Coding region: 569-3649 (1026 amino acids)
Source: RefSeq, a predicted model, not a curated record